Geodia barretti is the source of this 219-nucleotide messenger RNA. Lineage: Eukaryota; Metazoa; Porifera; Demospongiae; Tetractinellida; Geodiidae. The record is from the annotation of a GenBank genome assembly.
AUGUACGAGCACCUUAUCGACCGCAGCCCGUUCGACUUCAUGAUGAACGACCUCAACCUGGGCCUCGGCUCUGCGCUCUACGACGCUAUGGGCAAGUACCCUGGAGGUGCCGGUUUACAAGUUGCUGGGGGAGAAGGUUCGAGACAUGAUGACGGUGGCAGCGUGGACGAGGCCGUGUCCGGCGGACGUGUUCGCUCAAGAAGUGCAACGUUCGCGUGA